This is a messenger RNA of Brassica napus (rape), 1424 nucleotides long. RefSeq names its product AT-hook motif nuclear-localized protein 1-like. The record is from RefSeq and is a predicted model, not a curated record. Lineage: Eukaryota; Viridiplantae; Streptophyta; Magnoliopsida; Brassicales; Brassicaceae. The transcript has 5 exons. Bases 218 to 1096 code for a protein of 292 amino acids. Gene Ontology annotation, molecular function: minor groove of adenine-thymine-rich DNA binding.
AUUUUCAAGGUAUGUUCUGUUCUUAGCCAUAUUUUUCCUCCCUUAAAACAUAUAUCCUUAAUAUUUACAUUUUCAGUUUGAUUUUUUGUUUUAGAUCUUAAUUAUAUUUCUUUGUUAAUUAAAUUUCUUUGUGUUCUUAAUCUCGUCUUUGAGUAUCUUUAAUCAAACCCCGAAAUUUAAAUGAAUUAUUGAAAAAUAGAAUAAAAAGGAAAAGCCAAUGGUUUUAGAGAUGGAGUCUACCGGCGAAGUUAGAUCAACGGCCGGUAACGGCGGCGGUAUCACGGUUGUGGGAUCCAACGCGCCGUCAGAUUUUCACAUAGCUGCUAGAUCAGAAAGCUCAAAUCCAUCACCUAACUGCGUCGCUCCUCCACUACCACAGUCCCAUCACAUGAACCAGCUCGCCAUAGUAGCUCCGCCGCCGCAAAUUUCUAUGGCGGCGACGACGAUGAUGGAAGGUAUCUCCGGCGUACCGAUGAAGAAGAAACGUGGACGACCUAGGAAGUACGGUCCAGAGGGAGCAGUUGUGGCGUUAUCUCCUAAGCCAAUCUCAUCGGCGCCGGCACCCUCGCAUCCUCUUCCGGCGAGUUCACACGUCAUCGAUUUCUCCGCCUCUGAAAAACGCAGCAAAAUGAAACCAACAAACUCUUUUAACAGAACCAAGUUUCAUCACCAAGUCGAGAAUUUGGGUGAAUGGGUUCCUUGCUCCGUCGGUGGUAAUUUCACACCACAUGUAAUUGCGGUCAACGCCGGUGAGGAUGUAACGAUGAAGAUAAUAUCGUUUUCUCAACAAGGACCGCGUGCCAUUUGUGUUCUAUCAGCAAACGGUGUCAUUUCAAGUGUAACACUUCGUCAGCAUGAUUCAUCCGGCGGUACAUUAACAUACGAAGGUCGCUUUGAGAUAUUAUCAUUGUCCGGUUCAUUCAUGCCUAAUGACAUAGGCGGAACUCGGAGUAGAACAGGAGGAAUGAGCGUUUCUUUAGCAAGUCCUGACGGGCGCGUAGUAGGCGGUGGUGUUGCCGGUUUACUAGUAGCCGCAAGUCCGGUUCAGGUGGUUGUAGGAAGUUUCUUAGCAGGAAAAGAUCAGGAAGAUCAUUAACCGAAAAAGAACAGACAUGAUUUCAUGUUGUCGAGCCCAACCGCGUCGAUUCCCAUCUCUAGUACAGCUGAUGACCAGACAAUAUAUUCGGUCUCGUCUCUUCCAAGUUCCAAUCAAUAAUAGUACAUGGCAGACUUCUUUAGCUUCUGAUCCAAGAAACAAGUCUUCUGAUAUUAAAGUCAAUUUAACUUGAAAAAUCUAAUCUUCCUCUGUAUUUUUUUGUUCCUUACUAAGUUCAUUUCGGAUUUUCAACAUUAGCCAUUAUAAGUGUUCUACUAAACUGGUAGUUUUAAGGGUUUAAAAAGUCGUAUAAGCUGGUUCCAUUGUU